CGGUUGUUAUGGUGAAGCAUUUCCCUGGUGGGGCUGGCUGUGGCAGGAGCUCACACACAGCCAACAGCACAGGUCUCCUAUUUUCUGUCAGCAUGGACCGUGGAAACUGUGACUUACCUGAACGAAGAGAACCAACAUUGUACAUGGAAAUGAACAUAAUCCCUCUUAGAGUUGCAGCCAGAAGACUUGAAGUGUCCAACCCAGUUCCCUGGAGGAUCAGCCAAAUAAGUUGCCAGCUGCAAUGCAAUUUAUGGUGAUUUUUGAGUCAUCAGCAGUCACCACCAAAGGAUUUUUGAAAGUACUGCAUGUAUCAACUGCAGUAGACACUGUGUGAAUAUUUAAAUACCAUCUAGCAAGAUCUACAAGUGAGAGUGGCUCCUAUUUUGUAUCCAAGUCUUGAACACAAACACCACCAAUAUAAUUUACAAGCUCAAAUGAAACAUCUAACCGAGAGAGAAAUUGGAAUUCAAUGGUGGAUCAUUGGCCAAAUGUCCCAUCAAUGAAAGACAUGGAGGAGAGGAGGACUGGUUAUUGGUUGCAAUUCUCAGAUCGAAUGUUUUUUGUUUUGGACACAUGUUUCACUUUUCCUGCAUUGAUAGAAGUUCUGAUCUGAAAUAUGGGAAAGAGACACUGCAGUCAUUCUAUAUGUUCCUCCUUUCUGCAAUCAUGGAGAUAUGUGCCAUCCGAUUCCACUACAUAAGUUUGAAUCAUUGGUCCGACCACAGUGAGUUGCUAUCUGAGAUGUCCACCAUUGGGCGUCUGAGUGCCACUGAACGCCUCAAACAUGCCCAGAGGCGGCGUGCUCAACAACUGAAGGUGUGGGCCCAGAUGGAGAAGGAUGCAGCACGAGGCUCUAAGGCCCAAGCAGAUAAGAAGAAGAAGAAGCGUACAAGAAAAGUAACCUUCCCCAGUGCCACCACCCUUCUCGAUGCAGCCGCACGCAAUGACCUGGAUGAGGUGAGGGAGCUGCUCAACAGUGGCGUUAGCCCUGAUCUGGUCAAUGAGGAUGGACUGACGGCCCUCCAUCAGUGCUGCAUUGAUGACUUUGUGGGCGUGGUGCAAUGCCUGUUGGACGCCGGUGCUUGUAUCAAUGCCUGUGACAGUGAGCUGUGGACACCGCUGCAUGCUGCUGCCACCUGUGGGCACACUGGGCUGGUGCAACUCCUUAUUCAGGCUGGAGCCGACCUGACGGCCAUCAAUGCAGAUGGAGACAUGCCCCAUGACCUCUGUGAGGAUGAGGCCACACUCGAGCUUCUGGAGAUGGUCAUGGCUGAACAGGGGAUAACACAGGUGCGUAUAGAUGAAUGCAGAGGAGCUAAAGAGGCGGCCAUGCUUGCUGACAUCCGAGCUCUAGUUCAGAAUGGAGCUGACUUAAACAGUCAGGAUGAUAAUGGGACAACACUGCUACAUAUAGCAUCUGCCAAUGGAUACCUGUCUGUGGCCGAGCUGCUGCUGGAACACAAGGCUCAGGUGGAGGUAAAGGACUGUGAUGGGUGGACGCCGUUGCAUGCUGCCUCCUGCUGGGGACAAAUCCAAAUGGUGGAGCUGCUGGUGGGCCAUGAAGCCAGCUUAGAUGCAAAGUCUAUCCUGGAAGAGACUCCCCUGGAUGUGUGCAUGGAGGAGGAGGUCAGAGCCAAACUAAUGGACCUCAAGCACAAACACGACGCCAUCAUGAAAAGCCAGGACCGUCACAAGGGUACCUUGCAAAGACGAGCUUCUAGUACCGGCAGCAGAGGGAAAGUGGUGCGUCGUGUCAGUGUGAAUGAGCGCUCCAGCCUGUACCGGCGGGAGCAUCACAAAGAGGCCAUGGUGUGGCAGGAGAGGGGCUGUGAGCCUGAACCGCAAGACGACGACGAGGACCGUCUGACAGAUAAUGAGCUUCACCAGCAUGCUGGAGGGGGAGCCUCGUCACACGCGGAUGAGCCAGAGGCUACCGUCAGCAGUAGCAUUUCAAGCUUAGGCAAUGGAGGGACAUCCGUUUCCCUGGCCUCUUCUGUGCCCGGAGAGCAGUGGAGCGGCGGCGGUCGCACGGAACGCAGCGCCUCCUACCAGCUCAACUCAGCAUCAGGGCCCGUAGACGAAGAAGGCUCAGACAGUAUGACUCGGGAAAAAUCCCACCACACGUUGGCCGACCUGAAACGACAGCGGGCGGCAGCCAAGCUCAAUAAGUACCCGGCCCCUCCGCCGCCUUUGACCCCACCAAUAGAAGAGGAGACCCCUGCCGCUGCGUCCGAGGCGACGGGUCCUGCGGCACAGCAGACGCGACCUCCGGGGGCACGGCACAGCACAGAGACAGCAGCAUCCCCCAGUCAGGUGUUCUUCACACCAGCCAGUGGAGAUCCUCCACUACUGAAACUGCGAGCCCCUGAGGAGGAGCAGUCUACCAACAAGGAGCCAUGCUGUGGACUCAUGUAGGGACACAGAAGUUGGACAGUUUUUACACUCCAAUGUGGCUCACGAUUGUUAUCCUUACACUUUCCUCCCACUUCAUGAGUUGAUUGCAUGGUGCACUUUUUUUCAAUCUUCACUCAUACUGUGUUCUUCACGAAAGCCUGACAAUAAUGUCAACAUUGCAUAAGUUGACUGAAUAUGAAUGACUAAAUAAAAACUUGUGACUUAUUAUUAAAUAUUGAACAUAUGAGCUUUAA
This is a messenger RNA of Phycodurus eques (leafy seadragon), 2648 nucleotides long. It is a transcript of the gene ppp1r16a, whose product is annotated as protein phosphatase 1, regulatory subunit 16A. Lineage: Eukaryota; Metazoa; Chordata; Actinopteri; Syngnathiformes; Syngnathidae. The coding region runs from base 574 to 2415 and encodes 613 amino acids. The transcript has 13 exons. Gene Ontology annotation, molecular function: phosphatase regulator activity; enzyme inhibitor activity; protein binding. The record is from RefSeq and is a predicted model, not a curated record. Gene Ontology annotation, cellular component: cytoplasm.